Messenger RNA from Pipra filicauda (Wire-tailed manakin), 5354 nucleotides. RefSeq names its product angiotensinogen (gene AGT). The record is from RefSeq and is a predicted model, not a curated record. Lineage: Eukaryota; Metazoa; Chordata; Aves; Passeriformes; Pipridae. Gene Ontology annotation, biological process: regulation of systemic arterial blood pressure by renin-angiotensin. The coding region runs from base 676 to 2238 and encodes 520 amino acids. Gene Ontology annotation, molecular function: serine-type endopeptidase inhibitor activity. The transcript has 5 exons.
UGAGAAUUCUAAAAAUGUAAAAUUUGUCAGUGGGUAUACCUGUGUGUGUCUGUUUAUGUGUACCUAUGACUUUCUCAUUCCCAAUAUGCACUAGAUCCUUUGGGCCAAAACACCAGUGACAUCCACAUACAGUGAAAAUCUCUGCUUCUCGUCAGGAAAAACAAGAGCAGCAGGUGCUCUUUUACCGCAGGAGAAGACUGUGUGUACAGCAGAGUUAAACUCAGCUUACCCCUUCUAACUCUGUACUCAGAUAUAAAAGGUGUUAUGAAAAUGGUUUCAGUGUUAGCACAUUUGUAUAAGGGAGCCUGGAGUGUGUUUGCCUAGAAGCUAGAAUGAAUGUUUUCACUGGGCUAUGAAAAUGUAACAUGCUCUAUUAGUGCCAAGUAUUUUGCUGACUAGGCAUACAAAAGAGGAUUGUUCCAUGUUUGGACCUUAAGAGAGCUGGUUUCCAAACCCACUUCCUGCAUAACAGCAGGCAAAUGGCUUAGCCCGUCCAUGUGUCAGGAAGACUCAGUGUGGCAGUUUGCAGAGAUAGCUCUGACCAGGUCCCAGGAACAAAUGUUGUUGCAUUAUUAUAAUGUUUUGCAGAAGUAGUGUGCUCUAGUUUGCAGGCCUAACCAGCCUGUGCAACCAUAUUGCUUGCCAUGCUAAAUUGUUGGGGUACUGCAGUGGGUAAUGGAGUCACAUCUGUGCUUAGCAUUUCCCCACCUGCUGCCAUUGAAACUGGUGUCCGUCUCAUCCUGGGCUUUUCAGGGAACGGAGUCAGACCAGCCACCACUAAAUACUGAAAUUCCCACCUUUUUUUUCUUUCAGCAGACACCGUGGAGGCAAUUUUCCAACAUGAAUCUGGUAGCAGAUCUUCUCUGUUUGUUGGCUUGCCUUACCCUGGUGACUUGUGACAGGGUCUACGUCCACCCUUUCAAUUUGUUUUCUUUCAACGAGAGUGACUGUGACAAGCCAGAAAAAUUGGUUCAGGAGGGAAAGAUGAAAACUAUUGUCCCCGUCUCCAUUGAGUCUCAAACCACACCUGCCUACGAAGAUGACUUGAAUGACAAGGACACGUUGGAACCCCUGAGCCUAAAUGGCUGGGGGAAGGAGGAACCAGGCUACAUGAAGGACUUGGUGUACAUCCUGGGAGUGCGGUUUUACAGCAUGCUGCGGAAAGCGCGGCAGGGCCAAAAUGUGCUUCUGUCCCCAACCAGUCUUUACAGUUCCUUGGUGUCUUUCUACCUGGGUGCCUCAAACCAAACAGCACUUGAUUUGCAGGGUUUGCUGGGACUUGUUCCCCCCUCUGGAAACCCUGACUGCACUUCCAGGGCAGUGGGAAGCAAUUUCCUUUCCAGCCUGAGGACAAUCGAAAGCCUCAUGAAGAGUAGGGACGAGGAGCUGCUCUUUUCCAAGACACUCUGCCUGUUCUCUGCCCCUGGAAUACCUUUAUUUGAACUGUUCAUGCAGGACUUGCUCCACUCUGCUGAUGCUUUCUACGCCCGAGCUGUUGACUUCACAAAUCCAAGUGAGGCAGCAAAACAAAUAAAUGCCUUUGUGGAGGCCAAAAGCAAGGGCCAAAGCAAGCGCUUACUGACAGAUAUCAAUCCAUCUGCAGACCUGCUGUUUGCGGUGGACGUCUGCUUGGCAGUGAAGGUUAAGCAAGCCUUCCAGCUGAAAGAGCCUCAGGAGUUCUGGAUGGAUUCAAACACAAAUGUCUUGGUCCCUAUGUUGUCCAUCAUGGGGACAUUCCAGUACAAAACUGAUGCCAGUGGGACUUUCUCUGUGGUAGAAGUCCCCAUCAGCAAGACGGCACUGCUGGUGCUGCUGCAGCCCAUCAAUGGCAGUGACCCGGAGCACGUGGAGUCUGAGCUGACAUGGCAGUCCUCAGCCUGGCUUCAGCGGCUGUCCCCAAGAGAAAUUAAAUUAACGCUGCCGGCAUUAAGAAUAGAAGACAGCUCUGAUCUACAGGAGCUUCUUGCAGAUAUGGAACUGCCGGCACUGCUGGGGAAGGGGGCAGAUUUCAGUAAAAUAAGCAACACCAAUCUAACAAUUGGAAAGGUAAUAAAUAAAGCCUUUUUCAAACUGACCAAUGAUGAAACAGAUCAGGCAGAAGAUCCUGCAGCACAGAAGGAAGAUGGGGUGUACCUGGAUGUAACGCUGAACAAGCCGUUCCUUUUUGCUGUUUUGGAAAAGAAGUCAAGGGCAAUGCUUUUCCUUGGCAGAGUAACAAACCCUCUGCAUGAGGUUUAAAUGCAAACACAGGGGAUAAGAAAGGAAGGGAAUGAUGCCAUUUCCCAUCACCGUUUUCUUAUUCAUCGGCUAUUUUUGUGAUGUUGUUGAGUGCUCUACUUAGAGAUGAAGCAGUUAGUGUUUGAAAUACAGCUUUUUGAAAGCUAACACAUUGCAGCAUUUCAUCCUCAUUCAUCAGUUUCAUGUGAGGUGACACACUCUUCCUCCAGCUUCUCUUUUUAUUCUCACUUUGUCUCCCUUUUGCUCCCAGCUCCCUUUUUUGAUGCAGUGGGGCAGGGCAGCGUUUCGAUGCAAGGCAUCGACUUUAAAAAAACAGUUUUAUAAGCACAAACAGCAUUUACUAUAGAAAGGUAUAGAAAAGGACCUCUUCAUUCUUUAAGAAGCUGUUUAAAUUUUUUGUUUGGUCAGUUUUGCAAGAGAGACCGCCUUUUACAUUACAGUGAAAAUUUUGCAAUUAUCCACAGAAAUUUCUAGCUUCAUCAGCAACAUUUUCCUUUAAAAAGCUGUCAACAGCACAGGCAGGCUUUGCUUGUCCCACUGAGACAAGAUUUUUUGCCUUGAAAGCAAAACCAUGCUUAGAGGAAGUUUCUUGUUUCUGCAGCCCAGACGGAUACAUUAAUUUCCUAACUCUAUGGAAAUGCUAAAAAUAGGGCUUGGUAGCAUUAAUGAACUGUGAUGGAUAAAUUCUCAGAGCGGGACAGAAUUAUCUCUGAUUUUUUUAAGGGAAAAAAAAAAGGCCUACUAUUCCAAUACAGUUGCAUUCCUUAGAUUACAUCCUAACCUGCAAGGCAUUUAUUACCACUUUGUAGUAAAAAAAGACACUACUGGAUAGAUCCCAGUUCUGUAAACUUUAACAAAUCCAAACCAUAUGUUCUUUAAAAAUAGCAUUAAUGGCAGUAAUAUAUAUUAGUAUAAAUGGUGGAUGUGGUGCUGCAACUUGUAAAUAAAAUUAUUACAGUGGUCAAGUCCAACUCUUAACAGACUUUGAAAUAUUAAAGUGGAACCACAAAUUUUUAGAGGACUCUUGAAUUAGGAACUGAGGAAUUGGGAGAUAAACCUUGUUACUAAGGAAAGCCUUCCAGUGAAACAAGGAUUUCCACCUCUCAUCUCUAGAUUUGUCUUUAGCGCUGAUGGCGUUUAGAAAAUAACUGCAGACUUCUCGGGCAUAAGAUGUUAGAUGCAUCCUAUAGAGCACAGCAGUUCAUUAUCAUCCACGGUGCUCCAAAUGUCUAUCUAAUCUAAAUGCACUAAUGCCAGCAGCUUGCUGUCGGUGAGGUAUAUAUGUGACAGGUCCUUCUAGCUUAAUGGAAAAUGCUAUGACAUUAUAAAUAAAAUAAAAUAACACAAAUCCCAAGAAUACUAGGAUUUCAAGUGCUAUGAUAUAGCAUCCAUGUAUUUAUCCAAUCAUACUGUAUGUAUUUCAGAUGCUCUAACAUCUAAAUAUUGUACUUGUAUUAUGUACAGAAGCAAUUAACUACAAAUAUACAGAGAUGGAUAGAUGCAAAUAAACCUACUUCUAAGUUUCUUUGCCACAGUUCAGUUGGGAUUUUGCCCCUAACUACAUCCCUUGUUCUGGCUUCUGAAAUCUGCUCCAAGUCAGAUUUAUGUUUUUAAGACAGUAAGUUGCAUAUUAUCAUGCAGUACAGUUAAUGGUAUAGCUUUAAGCAUGAAAGCUUCAUACUAAUUAAAAAGUUCAUGCUAACUUAAAUGUUAUCUCAUUUACUCACUGAAGUCAGAAGGUAGCAUCAGCUACAAAUAAAACUUCAGACCACAAAAUGUUCCAUUUCUAUGAUAAAGAUGGACAAUACCAAAAGGAAGCCCCUGAAAACACUGACGGAAAGUUUGGAGCAAAAUGCCAUUACUCCCAGGUGUGGGCUGCAUGUUCUGGAAACCCCAUACCCUGUUCAGUGGUUACAGGCAGAAAAACAAACCAACCAAUCCACCAUCUACCAAACCAAACACACUUUUCUGAAAACAAACUUUGUGGUGAAGACCUCCACUGACACCUUAGAGAAGAAAAGGAAGGAGAAAAGGGCAGAAACAGGGAAUUAAAAAUAUAGAACAGAACAAGUUCAUUAUUAUUGGUGGAAAAAGGAGAGUAAAUAUUCCACCAUAUUGAGUGAUCCAGCCAAAUAUACGUACUGCUAGUUAUCUUUAGGUGAUGAAGUUAAAACAGUCUGGUCUACCGCUGCUAUAACUUACAAAGUUGAGAAUGCAGUUACCAUUUUAGAGGAAAACAUGCCGCUGCUUUUCCCCUCCUCAAUAUUAUACAAAACCUCUUCCAGCUAAAUUCCUUCCAGGAUUAGAAAGGCAUAUCAAGUUUUCUAAAGGUCCUAGAAUGGAAGAAGAAAAAGGCACAAAAUCAAAGCUGCAUUACUGUCACGAAGUGAAGUGCACUUAAAAAAUUACCUAAGGAAUAGAAGAAAGAGGAUUAGUGGCAGAAGACACCUUCAUUAGAACGCACUUACUUACAUGGUAGAUCCUCUCCUCCUCACUGAUCCACAGUAUCUGAAAAAGCUAAAAUUUGUUUUACCGAAGACAAAGCCAAUUCACACCUCUUCUUUCUUUCAACAGAGGUAUCACAUAAAUUCUUAACUGAUGUCAUAUUCCAAUGAAAGAAAAUUAAAUGCUAUUCAAGUGAACAAAAAUAAAAGAUGGGGAACUGACACAGAACUUGUGAUGGAGACAUUUACAGCAAUCAUAAAACCAUUCAAUAAUUUUGAUUUGCUAGACAAUGUUAUUUCCUGCCCAGAAACUAAAGCUGGUCUUCAAUGAAAAAGAACAGAAUUCAGCCUAUAUCCUCAGCAAGCUGAUAAUGACAUGUGGGAAGCAUUGUUAUUGCAGGACGAUGUCGGAAAUCUCAUGCAACUUAAGGUGAAGUCACCCCUUCAUGCCCUUUUGGUUUGGUACACAGACUGCAUCCUUUUCCCUUAUUUUGGAGGAUAAGACAGCUUUGUUUGUAUCCUCACUCCCCAGUAUGCACAGAUCUCAGAAUUUGCUACUUUUGUUACAGAUGUUACAUAAAUUUAAAUGUAUAGAUACAUUUAUGUAUCAUGUGUGUACAGAUAGACACAUUCUGAAAUAAAAAGUUGCACGAUGCAUUUACAAUACUACAA